This is a messenger RNA of Musa acuminata subsp. malaccensis (wild Malaysian banana), 3543 nucleotides long. Lineage: Eukaryota; Viridiplantae; Streptophyta; Magnoliopsida; Zingiberales; Musaceae. The record is from RefSeq and is a predicted model, not a curated record.
GAUGGGGAGGGAGAGAGUGAGAGAGGAGGGACGGCGGUGUGUCGUGACCUUUCCCGAUAAGCUCGGCGAUUGCUCGAAUGCGAACGCCUAGGGUUUCGAUCCCCGAGCCCUCGCCAAUCCCUCUCCCUCUUUGCUUCCUCACUCAUCUUUUUCUUGGAUGGAUUGCACUAGGAUUUCGCUCAACUAGGAGUCGGGUUCCCCGAAGACCCUAAGCCCUCGCGCCAUCCGUUAGCUCCUUCUCUGCCCUGCCUCCACAACUGUACUCUCUUUCUUCUCUCCGCUAACCCUUUUCUUGCGCGCCGAGGGGAUUGCGCGAGGAGAGGAAGAGAUCGAGGUACGGAAAUGGAGGAUUCUUGUCCGAAGCGGGCGUAGCGGCGUUGGCAUUUGUGGAGGCAGCUGCUUGGCGCGCGCUGAGAUCUUGAUGAGAAUUGGAGGAAUGCAGGCCGGCUGGGGUUCGGAUGCUUGGAAUCUGGAGUGAAGGAGUGGCUUUCAGGGCGGGGUUUCUGGGUUCCUGGAGUUUGAGUGGGUAGAUCUGGGAGGUCUUGAACGCGGAGGCAUUAGCUCGAAGGAAGUCAGUGAUGCUGCAGCUGCUGAUACCGCCUUGCAGGCCGCAGUGCUGAUUUCUGGCAGCCUGGCGAGCUCGAGCAGCGGGGAGAGAGGAGGAAGUCAAUAACAUCCGAUUCCUCCUGCGAGAAAAGCAAGGUCGCGAGCUAUCAUCUCCGGCCACGAACACGAUCCGGAGCGUCCAAAGGUCUCGCCUUUCUCCACUCCAUUUCCUUGCUCACUUUUAUUUCUCCCCUUGUACUGCGGACUGCGGACUACGAACUCGUCAUCAAUGCUAAAGGACAGCCUACCGCUGACUCUCAGCAACCCUAAGCUCCCGAGCUGACACAGUCACCCACCGCUUCCCAAAAAGGAGAUCAGGGGUGGAGAUAAGAAGGCAGUGGCGGAGAAGGCGAUAAAGAUCCGAUUUGGGCCCCAAAGAGGCAUGAGAGUGAGAUGGAAUUUGAGGAGAACAACCACGCUUGCAAGCGGUCACGGGUGGUGGGUAACGGCAGCCAGGCGGCCAAGAUAGGUCGCAAGGAGCACCAGGAUGAGGACGAAGAUGAUGGAGAAAGGAAGGGUGGAGGGGCCGACGUCGGCCGCGUCGCCCCCUGGCAGCACCACCCGUCGUCCAGGAUCUUUCGUGUUUCGCGUGCCUCCGGUGGGAAGGAUCGGCACAGCAAGGUCUAUACGGCGAAGGGCCUCCGCGACCGGAGAGUCCGCCUCUCGGUCUCCACCGCCAUCCAGUUCUAUGACCUCCAGGAUCGCCUCGGCUACGACCAGCCGAGCAAGGCCAUCGAGUGGCUGAUCAAGGCCGCCACGGCUGCCAUCAAUGAGCUCCCUCCACUCGAUGGCUUCCCCAAGCUGCUUCAACCUAGCGGAGAUGAUCAGAUGAAGGCCGAUCCUGUUGUUGAGCCGGCCUACAACCAGCAGCAGCAUCCACCGACCAAAUCCGGCUGCAGCAGCAACUCGGACACCAGCAAAGGCUCAGUCUCGUCUCUCUCGCGCUCGGAGAGCCGUGUCAUGGCCAGAGAGCGAGCUCGAGAGCGAGCAGCGAAGGAUAAAGAGAAGGACAGAGACGACAGCGGCCACAUCAUGGCCUCCCAUCACCAGAACCUGAACCCUAGGCUGAACCCGCAGACCCCCUCUUUCACGGAGCUUCUUACCGGCGGCAGCGGCAACAACGGAGGCAGCAACAUCUCUGCUGUUGCCGCAGGAGGGGAGAAUCCGGGGCACAAUUGCAUUCAGAAGCAAAUCUCCACAGCGGAUUACUUCGGCCAAGCUGGUCUCUUUACCCAGUCUCAAAAGAGUCACCAGCUGCCCUCAGGGUUUUCUUCCCAACCCCACUUCGGAAAUAGCUCUCCUAUGGGAAUUUUGCCUUUCAACAUUGCUGCCGCCGGCGACCAUCAAGAGAUGCAGCAGUUCCCUUUCUUGCACGAACAUUUCUUCCCCGUCUCGGCUGUGGCAGCGACAGGGGACCACAAUCUCAACUUCUCCAUCUCGUCGGGUCUUGCGGGUUUCAAUAGGGGGACCCUUCAGUCCAAUUCACCAGCUCAGUUGCCUCAGCAGCAACACCACAGUCACAACCACCUACAGAGGCUCUCUUCUACGGUUGACGGAUCGAACCUGCAGUUCUUCUUCGGUGCUGCGGCCGGUUCAGCUGCGGCCGCCACCAACACGGAGAAUCAAUUUCAGUCUGGGUUCGACGGCCGCCUGCAGCUUUGCUAUGGGGAUGGCUAUCGGCAAUCAGAUCUGAAAGGGAAAGGAAAGAGCUGAAAUCAUCACAAAAAUGAUGGCUUUUUUUGUGCAUAUUCCAUUGCUGGAAUAUUUGAAGUGUGAUCGAGAUAACUCCGAAGUGAAUAUGUCGAGCUCUCGAGGUGUCACCUACACAAAGAUCAUGGUCGAAAGAAUUUUAUUGACCUGAUCCCAUUGAUGUCUAAGUCAGUAACCAGAAGUAAGUGAGUAUCAUUAUUAGUAGUCAAAGUGAUCCUUUUGUCGUAGUGUGCUAAAAGUAUAUUUUUAUACUUUGUCAUAGAGGGCAAUAGAGGGGCAAAACAUUCUAUGGAGAGGCAGCCCUCAACCAUCUCUAACAACCUACUUUUAUCUACGUAGGCGACAAGGGAGGAGGCACCCCACAAGUACCUGCUUCGGACUUAUAUCCAUCUGGAUAGACCAAGGGGGCAGGUCUUAUCUCCCCUACGCUAUCUUGGUCAUCACGUAGAAGUCAUGUGUCAUAUGAUAAUUGGUUGAUGAUAUUCCUCUAUUAUUUGUACCUCUCGAAGGUGCGUUUCUAAGAUCACUUUCAGAGAGACCCUGAAGUGCAACUAUCAGCUUAUCUGACACGUGUGUCAUGCAGAGGUGAGGGAAGGAUCCAUCGAGAUGCUUGUUUCGGGCAAUAGAGGAUAUGAUUGACCUACUUGAUUUGCUACAUGGAUAUCAUUUUAUCGUUGCAUGAUGUGCCAUAACAACGUCGAGGUGCUUGUAUUGGGAGGUGGGAGCUGAUCAUCAUCAACCUGCUCCUUUUCCCUCUUCUCUUCUUCUAGCUCAAGUAGGACUUCAAUCCUAUCCUCGUGGAGGCACUUGAAGAAGGCCGUGACAAGUCCGUUUAUCAAGGCAAGCUAUGAGAGGAGUCGACAUGGACUCCUCCGCUUGUCGAGGUGACCUAUAGCACCUUAACCUAAUCUUGCUCAUGUCAUCACCCGAUCUGUAGCAGGGAUACUCCGAGGUCCUUGUUGGGCCAUGGGUCGGUUGUCUACCAAUAGUGGAGAUCUGCGACCCUUAUCGUCAUCCAAUUUGUGUUGUUGCAUGCUGAUAUGGAGAUUAGAUUUUGGUUGCCUGCUUGAUCUGUUGAGAGACAACUUCGAGUAGAGGAAGCUUGCUCUCAGGUAACUUGUUGUAUGAACCGAGGAAUGCUCCUAUAUUAUUUGUCACCAAGGCAGGUUGUGGGAAGAGCUAAGGAAAGCAUCUCCUUUGCUUAUCAUCGAGGGACCUAUGUCAUGC